AUGUCCUUCGUUGACGAUGACCUCCGAAGGAUCGACGCAGUUUUGGAUAGAUUCCAGCUGAGAGAGGCUGAGGAGAGAGCUGCAGCCGCUCCGGAUGUUGCACAAACAGCUCUCAGGAAACCGGAGGACGACCCGCGAAGUCACCAGCUUAAAGCCGUUGUCAGAGCCUUGUCUACCACCACCAGUUCGAAGCCAUUGUUACGGCGAUCCAGAGUCCGCUACCUUCUGUCUCAAAUCGUAAAGAAAGAGGAGGCCGAAACAACGACCGAAGCAACGACCGAUGUAGCUUCAUCCGAUGUAUCCGAUUUAGAAUGGGUCGCAACAGGCAAGGCAACAACGCAGGUCUACGGAAUAAUACUUAAUUCUCUACUCGAUCGGACCAUUCCACUGAGUGAAUCCAUUUGGUACUGGGACGAUCUACUGGAAUCACACGCAAAUAUUGCUCUUUACACCGUUCAGACCUCACCCAUGAGAUUCUGGGAUCAGGCGAAAGAGGUUUAUGCCGAUGCCCGCGAAAAAUUUUAUCAUGGAUCGGAUCUGAGAACUUCCGCUAGGCAAGCCACUGACACCCUGACGAACAGUUGGCGCGAGUUUUAUGGCUUGGUCCGAAGCAGUAUCCGAGAACGGUCUCUGGCCCAAGCACAGACAAAGAUACUAUCGCCGUUCUCAAUAGCUCGGAUGCAUGUUCGCCGAAAUCUGGACCACAUCAAAGAUUUGCGAAAGUCUAGCGCUGGAUCAAUUGGACGGCUAGUUCGUGAAUGCCUCGCCUUUGAUGUUGCUCCGGAAGACCGAAAACAUGGAGCCCUGCCUCAAUUGAUGCAAGAACAAGAGGAAGACUGGCAAACGACCAUUGCUAGAACUAUUUGCGUGCUGGACGACGCCAUGAGAGGGCAAAAUGACGAUGAUGUCGAAAUGCCCGAUCCAACGACAGCCUCCUCAGCAGAAAUGGCCGCGAUGCUGAUCAAAAUUCUCGACGAGAAUCUUCCACGGCAGGAACGGGAGGCCGAGUCCAUGAGAUUGAAAUAUGGCAAACCUUCUAGGCUCGUACGGUACUGGAUCCCCGCUCUGGGUCUCCUGUUGUCGGGAAGCACAUUGCUGAGGAUAUUUGUAAGUCGGAGGGCCGAAAUCGUUCAGUGGUUUCAGGAAUUAGGCCAGACGGUUAUCGAUUUUGGGGCCAACUGGGUGCUGGAGCCCACGCGGAAGUUGAUCGGCACCAUUCGACACGACGAGCAGAGUGAAAUCGCCAUACAAAGCCGUGACAGCCUGAAGGUUGACCGAGAGAGUCUUGAACGCAUGGUCGUUGACUUUGCCGUGCAGCAUCCUGAAAACGGGAUCCACUUCACCGAACACCAGGUCGCGGAAAUCAGAGCCAAGGUGAAAGAAGGGGACCUCACUCCGGUUUUGAAGGCGUACGAGCGAGAGAUGCAAAGCCCCAUCAAGAACGCUUUAAUGGGCGACCUAGUUCGGACGUUGCUCAUUCAGAUACAAAAGACCAAAGUCGACGUUGAAAUCGCGAUAGGUGGCAUUGAUUCUCUCCUCAAGAGUCAAGAGCUGCUCUUCGGUUUCGUCGGCAUUGCACCAGGUGUACUCAUCUCCUUCGCCCUCGUUCAGUGGCUCAGAGGUGUCUUCGGGGGUCGCAAGGGCCUUCGUCAGGGAAAGAGAAAGGGCGAAGCAAUUAGACUAAUCAGAAACAUCGACCGCACAUUAACCAACUCCGAUCUUGACGAGUACGGGAUCAUCUCAGAGGAAAACCAUGGACUUUUACUGUGUGAAGCACAUCUUCUGCGCCAACGAGCCGGACUCGUCCUGCCGAGGAACGUACAGCGAGAGUUCCUCGAAGAUCUAGAUGAUUUGUUGGAUGUCAAGGCUGGGGUGCACAGGCAAAUCAGUGUUCUGCGGCGCAUAGAAUGGGCUUAUGCGAAGUGGUUGCGAUAA
Rhinocladiella mackenziei CBS 650.93 is the source of this 1935-nucleotide messenger RNA. RefSeq lists its product as uncharacterized. The record is from RefSeq and is a predicted model, not a curated record. Lineage: Eukaryota; Fungi; Ascomycota; Eurotiomycetes; Chaetothyriales; Herpotrichiellaceae. The transcript has 3 exons. Bases 1 to 1935 code for a protein of 644 amino acids. Gene Ontology annotation, cellular component: mitochondrial outer membrane.